AUGACUGUAUUCACGCCGGAGCAAGACCUCCCUCGGCCGAAGGACGUCGGUGUCCUGGCAUUGGACAUCUACUUUCCCUAUUGGUGUGUCUCUGAGCUCGAAGACUAUGAUGGAGUUUCGAAGGGCACAUACACCAUCGGCCUGGGGCAAGAAUAUAUGGCAUUCACUGAUGACCGCGAGGACACCCACUCAUUCGCGCUGAACGCUGUUUGCGGCCUCCUCGAAAAGUACAACAUCGAACCAAAUUCUAUCGGCCGCCUCGAAGUCGGCACCGAGACCAUCGUCGACAAGUCUAAGUCGGUGAGGACCGCCAUCAUGGAUCUCUUCACCGACGCCGGCAACUUGGACGUCGAGGGCGUCGACUUGAAGAACGCGUGCUACGGACCGACCGCUGCGCUCUUCAACGCGAUCAACUGA
This is a messenger RNA of Schizophyllum commune H4-8, 417 nucleotides long. Its product is annotated as hydroxymethylglutaryl-coenzyme A synthase. The transcript has 3 exons. NCBI's taxonomy places the organism in Eukaryota, Fungi, Basidiomycota, Agaricomycetes, Agaricales, Schizophyllaceae. Gene Ontology annotation, biological process: ergosterol biosynthetic process; acetyl-CoA metabolic process. Gene Ontology annotation, molecular function: hydroxymethylglutaryl-CoA synthase activity. Bases 1 to 417 code for a protein of 138 amino acids. The record is from RefSeq and is a predicted model, not a curated record.